AACUCGCGAUAUCUCUAGUUGCCGAGAGGAUUAGAAGGGGAAGUGAUCUCGCGAAGAGGAGUCGAAGCGCUCGCGAGAUCUCAGACCACUGGAUCCGAAAGGUUCUUAAAUCGAAGGGCCCGGAGGAGGCCCGGGACAAAUGGCCGGAGCUGGACCAGCAAUGCUUCUACGAGAAGAGAAUGGCUGUUGCAGCCGGCGUCAAAGCACCUCCAGCGCCGGGGACUCUGAAGGGGAACGCGAAGAUUCUUCGGCUGCGCGUGCCCGGCAGCAGCUGGAAGCACUGCUCAACAAGACCAUGCGCAUUCGCAUGACAGAUGGACGGACGCUAGUCGGCUGUUUCCUCUGCACAGACCGCGACUGCAAUGUUAUACUGGGCUCGGCUCAGGAGUUCCUCAAGCCGUCGGAUUCCUUCUCUGCUGGGGAACCCCGUGUCCUGGGCCUGGCCAUGGUACCCGGCCACCACAUCGUUUCCAUUGAAGUGCAGAGGGAGAACCUGGCAGGGCCUCCUUAUCUCUGAUCAAGAUCACACCAUCCUGACUUCAUUAAAACUGUAACCGAA
Messenger RNA from Sorex araneus (European shrew), 559 nucleotides. RefSeq names its product N-alpha-acetyltransferase 38, NatC auxiliary subunit (gene NAA38). NCBI's taxonomy places the organism in Eukaryota, Metazoa, Chordata, Mammalia, Eulipotyphla, Soricidae. The transcript is spliced from 3 exons. Gene Ontology annotation, molecular function: RNA binding. The record is from RefSeq and is a predicted model, not a curated record. Bases 140 to 517 code for a protein of 125 amino acids. Gene Ontology annotation, cellular component: NatC complex.